Mobula hypostoma (lesser devil ray) is the source of this 10504-nucleotide messenger RNA. It is a transcript of the gene cyp1b1, whose product is annotated as cytochrome P450 1B1. The transcript has a single exon. Gene Ontology annotation, molecular function: iron ion binding; heme binding; steroid 17-alpha-monooxygenase activity. NCBI's taxonomy places the organism in Eukaryota, Metazoa, Chordata, Chondrichthyes, Myliobatiformes, Myliobatidae. The coding region runs from base 5116 to 6777 and encodes 553 amino acids. The record is from RefSeq and is a predicted model, not a curated record. Gene Ontology annotation, biological process: progesterone metabolic process; hormone biosynthetic process.
GUUUAUUAUCACUGGCAUGUGUCCUGAAAUUUGUUAACUUAUUAGCAGCAGCUCAAUGCAAUACAUAAUAUAGAAGUAAAAUAAAUAAAUUACUGUAUUUAUAUAUUGAAUAGAUUAAAAAUCGUGCAAAAACAGAAAUGAUAUAUAUUAAAAACAGGUUCACAGGUUCAAUGCCUAUUUAGGAAUCAGAUGGCAGAGGGGAAGAAGCUGUUCCUGAAUCGCUGAGUGUGUGCCUUCAGGCUUCUGUACCUCCUACCUGAUGGCAACAGUGAGAAAAGGGCAUGCCCUGGGUGCUGGGGGUCCUUAAUAAUGGAUACUGUAUUUCUGAGACACUGAUCUUUGAAGAUGUCCUGGGUACUUUGUAGGCUAGUACCCAAGAUGGAGCUGACUAGAUUUACAACCUGUGCAGGUUCUUUUGGUUCUGUGCAGUAGCUCCCCACCCCGCAAUACCAGACAGUGAUGCAGCCUGUCAGAAUGCUCUUCACAGUACAUCUAUAGAAUUUUUUGAGUGUUUUUGUUGACAUACCAAAUCUCUUCAAACUCCUAAUGAAAUAUAGUUGCUGUUAGGUCCCAACAUAUCUUGACGCCCAGCAAUUUGAAACUGCUCACUCUCUCCACUUCUGAUCCCUCUGUGAGGAUUGGUAUGUGUUCCUUCGUCUUACCCUACCUGAAGUCCACAAUUGGCUCUUUCAUCUUACUGACAUUGAGUGCAAGGUUGUUGCUUCAACACCACUCCACUAGUUGGCAUAUCUUGCUCCUUUAUGCUUUCUCAUCUUCAUCUGAGAUUCUACCAACAAUGGUUGUAUCAUCAGCUAAUUUAUAGAUGGUUUCUGAGCUCUGCCUAGCCACACAGUCAAGAGUAUAGCGAGAGUAGAGCAGUGGGCUAAGCACACACCCCUGAGGUGCACCAAUGUUGAUCAUCAGUGAGGAGGAGAUAUUAUCACCAAUCCACACAGAUUGUGGUCUUCCGGUUAGGAAGUCGAGGAUCCAAUUGCAGAGGGAGGUACAGAGGCCUAGGUUCUGUAGCUUCUCAAUCAGGAUUGUGGGAAUGAUAGUGUUAGAUGCUGAGCUAUAGUUGAUGAACAGCAUCCUGACAUUGGUGUUUGUGUUGUCCAGGUGGUCUAAGGCCACGUGAAGAGCCAUUGAGAUUGCAUCUGCAGUUGACCUAUUGUGGCAAUAGGCAAAUUGCGGUAGGUCCAGGUCCUUGCUGAGGCAGGAGUUCAGUUUAGUCAUGACCAACCUUUCAAAUCAUUUCAUUACUGUAGAUAUGAAUGCUACUGGGUGAUAGUCAUUAAGGCAGCCCACAUUCUUCUUCAAAGGUAUGAUUGUUGUAUUUUUGAAGCAAAUGGGAACUUCCGCCUGUAGCAGUGAGAAGUUAAAAAUGCCCUUGAACACUCCCAUCAGUUGAUUGGCACAGGUUUUCAGAGCCUUACCAGGUACUCUGUCAGGACCUUCUGCUCCCUUAGUUCUUGACUAUUCAAUCAAAGAAAAAUGUUUUUUUUUCUCUCCUUUCACUCUAUUAAUCUUAUUUAUCAGAUCUCCUCCCUCUUCCAAAGAGAAUAUAUCAACCUUCUCCCAUCUAUGCACUUAACCAAAGUCCCUAAUCCAUGGAAUCACCAUGGGAAAUCUUGUCUUCACCCUCUCCAAAUCCUCCACAGUCUGGCUAAACUGUAGAGCCCAGAGCUGGAAUAGUCUUUCAGUUGCAACUGAACUUACAGAUAUAAAAAAAAUCACCAUGACUCCCUUGCUUUUGUUUGUCCCAGCUUAGUUCACAAUCCCAGAUUCCUUAUUACAACUUUGUAAGCUUCCCCUGCCACUUUAGAUUGGUUUUGUUUGUCACAUGUGCAUUGAACCAUCAAAACGUACAGUGUUUUUAAUGUCAACAUUGUCUGAGGAUGUGCUGGGAGCUGACCUCAAGAGUCGCUGUGCUUCCAGCACCAAUACAGCAUACCCACAACCUACUAAUCCUUACUAACCUGUAUACCUUUGAAGUUUGGGAAGAAACUGGAGCACCAGAUCUCCCACAGAGUCACAGAGAGUAUGAACAAACCCCUCAUAGGAGUGCCCCAUUGCCCCAUUUGCUGGCACUGUAAACCAUUACUCUAGCCACUAGAGUACAGUGCUUCCAACAAACUAUGCCCAUACAGUUGCUAUGUGUGCUGCUUGGGUUUCCAGAUUCCCUCUUUUUUAUGCCUCCAUAUCUUCAGAUGUAUCAGUUCCUGCAGAGAAGGUGGUGCUGAAGCCAAGAUUGUCUCUGCCGUUAUACUGUAUUGAAUAGUGCAGAAGGCCGAGCUCUCUACUCCAGCUCACCUUUUAUUUUCUCCUCUAACAUACCUGCUCCUGUGUCCUAUGAUCUUAUACCACAUUGUAUUCUUUGAUAAGGGGGACUCUUAACCUCUCAAGCUAGCUCACGAUGGCUUUGCACCUCAUUGUCUGUCUGCACUGCAUUGUGUUAUUGCCUCCUCUUGUGCUACCCAGGUGCAAUGUUGUAAUGCAGUGAUCUGUAUGGCUGGCAUGUAAAACAAAUGCAUUCACUGUAACUCAGAAGUGAAUGACAUGAAUAAACCAGUUUACCAGGGAAAACAAAUCCCGCCUAUCACAUCUCUCUCCAUAACUGUAAUGCUGCAUCUCAGAUGCACCCUGAGACUCUCCAGCGUAAUUGUGUCUUUCCAAUAGUAUGGUGACCAGAACUUCACAUAGUUCUAUGGUUGCUGCUAAACCUAUGUUUAAUGCAAUCACCUCUCGGCUCAUGUAUUCUAUAGCCUGGCUAUUGAAGACCAGUUUCCUGUUUGCCUCUUCACUGGUUUAUAUACCUUAAGGAUAGAACUUCAAGAGUACGGCACAGGAACAGGGACCUCCACCAACAAUGUUGUGCCAACUAUUUAAGCAAACAGUGGCUAAUUAAAGUAUCCCUUCUGUCUGCACAUGGUCUGUGUCCCCUCAUUCUCUGCUUAUUCCUGUGUCUGUCUAACAGCCUCUUAAAUAUCUUUAUCUACUACCACUUCCAGCAGCACAUUCCAAUUGGAAUUUAUCAAUUUCCCAAUUUCCCAAAUGCAGCACUUCAUACUUCCCAUAUUAAUUUUCAUCUGCCACCGGUCAGUCCCAUUAGCUUGUCUACAUCUCCUUGACAUAUUUUACUGUCCUUUGAGUUCCAUGUUAUUUGCACAUUUGGUAAACGUGAUAUACACAUCAUUUUAAAUGUGUAGUGAUGGUCGAACACCUUCCCAAACACUUCGUCUCCCAGUUUCCUUGAACUCUGCCACUUUUCCAUGCAAGCUGCUCUUUUAUUCCACUUGCUUCGACCUUGAUCACUUGCGUGUUACGCCGCACUUUAUCGCCCCCCCAUUUAGAAGUCUAUAUAUGCCACGACCGUUUUUUCUUCUCCAGAAGCUCUGCCUCGUUCGUGUGAGGGGGAUUGGUUGGCGCCAUUCUGGCGAAUUAUUCCAUACCUAAAGUAGUAAAAUCGAAACGGAACGUAGGGUUGCAGCUACAGAGAAAGAACCAGAACAUGCAAAGGCCGUGGUUAGGUAGAUAGGGUGAGUGGUUGGGGAAUUUGGAGAAAUUAUCUUCAGCGUCUGGGAGAUCCGUUCAAAAGUCUGUUAACAGCGGGAUCGAAAUUGUCCUUGAGCCUGGCGUGCGUGCCAUCAGGCUUCUAUAUCCUUUACCGGAAGGGAGAGGGGAAAAGAAAGAAUGUCUGGGGUGGAAGGGGUCCUUAAGCGCGGUCGGAGUCGAUGGAGGGAAGACAGGUUUGUGUGAUGGAGCCGGGCAACUUGGAUAGAACAGUUGACUAACCAAUCUACGCAAACACGGGGAAAUCUGCAGAUGCUGGAAUUUCAAGCAACACAUAUAAAAGUUGCUGGUGAACGCAGCAGGCCAGGCAGCAUCUCUAGGAAGAGGUACAGUCGACGUUUCGGGCCGAGACUCUUCGUCCUGACUAACCAAUCUAUCUGUGUUGGCUUCCCCUAAUCAAUUCACACUUCCAAUUGACUGCAAACCCUGCCUCUCUGUUUCUAGGACUUGUCUCGGUGCCGAGGUUAGACCAGCGGUGGCCGGAAAAAUAUAAACAUGAGCAUUAAACAAAUUUGUCCCGACAACGGGUCAGCCGCUGAAAAGUGAUUCCUCCGUGUACUGCUCUCUCCAAACAUCUUCCUAAACUGUACCCGCCUGUUUUUUUUCGGGUCGCCCUCUUGGCGUUUGGCCAGAGUAGUUUUAAAAUUUGAAAAAGGUCGGCUCACCCAAUUCCUCCUAUACUGCCACCUCGGAGGUGCACGUUACGGUCGGAUAUUUCAAGUGCAAGUAAAGUGCGAUAAUCAAACAAGCGCAUGCUAAGUGUGGGAGGGGAAGAUUCCUGUCGGAAUCGGUCUCAGAUCUGUCCAGUGUUUGCCGAUUAGAAACUCCGCCGCUGGUGUCGGCUUCUCACAUUGUUCUGAGUUGGGAUUAUAUUUAACGAGCCCUCUCGGUCGCCGCACGCAAAUGCAAGGAAGCAGGCUGCAGAGCUGGAAGUGUUCCGUCCGAGACCCUCAUAAACCCGCAGAAGAGGGAGACCAAGCUACCCUCCCUUUAAAUGCGGGGUUCACUCUUUCUCAUGCGAAAUCAACAUCGGCUGUCGAGACCGAUGAUCUCAGAGGGGCUGUUAAGAGUUGCACUUUAACAAAAGCACCUUCCAUAUCCUUUUCUCUGUCCGUCGAUGAGUUAGCCCUAUCAACUGAUGACUUAAUAAACCCUUUGAAAAAUCCCUUGGCUGCUACGCCAUGUGACAGGAGGCGGACAGAUACUCAGUAUAUAUACGGGUUGAGGUGCCAGCAGUCCGCAAGAAACUCUUUUUGUCUGCAGAGUCGAUAAGACAGCCGACUUUAAUGAAGUGCAUUCGCCGGGAUAUAUAUUACGUUUUCCCUCGGUGUCAGAGAGCGGGACAAAUUGGUUUCAUUUAAACACCGUAGGUGAUUGCCUCUCACAAAGACCGAACCAGGACCUUCUACAUAUAAACAUGAAUAUAUUUUGUACCACGUUUAACGUGUGUUAGGAGGGAGGAGGAGGAACAUUUUUCAACUUGGUGACUUUUACACGCUGAGGACUUCUCCUGUUGACCCAAAACCCGAAACAAAAAACAACGGAAUGCUUUCUAACCGGACUUACACGCUGGGACGAGUGCUGGAGAAGGAAGUGGCGGCUGUGAAGGAACUGAGCAAGCCGGGAGUGCAACUGGUGUUGGCCCUGGUACUGUCGGCGGUGCUCGGACUGCUGGUUUGGAAGUGGCUGCAGCACCAGUUGCGGGAGUGGGACCGCCCAAGCCCUCCCGGCCCUUUCCCCUGGCCCGUGAUCGGCAACGCGGCUCAGCUCGGCGACCUUCCCCACAUCACCUUCAGCGGGAUGGCCCGGAGGUACGGUAACGUCUUCCGCCUGAAGCUCGGUAGCCGCACGGUGGUGGUGCUGAACGGCGAAGAUGUCAUCCGCCAGGCGUUGAUCCGGCAAGGCGGCGACUUUGCGGGACGUCCCAAUUUUACCUCCUUCAAGGUGGUGAGUGGCGGCCGGAGUUUAGCUUUUCGGAGCAACGGCCAGCUCUGGAAGUCGCACCGCAAGGUCGCCCACUCCACCGUCAGGGCUUUCUCUACCUUCAACUUAAACACCAAGACGAUGUUCGAGGGACACGUGGUGUGCGAGAUGCACCAGCUGAUCCGCCUUUUCCUCAACAGGAGCGGAGAGGGAGCUUUCUUUGACCCGUGGAGCGACCUGACCGUGGCCGUGGCCAAUAUCAUGAGUGCCGUUUGCUUCGGCAAGAGGUACAGCCACAGCGACGUUGAAUUCCGGGAGUUGCUGUCCAACAACGACCGCUUCGGGAAAACGGUAGGAGCGGGCAGCCUGGUGGAUGUCAUGCCCUGGCUCCAGUACUUCCCCAACCCGAUCCGCACCAUCUACAACGAUUUCAAGCAGAUUAACCGGGAGUUCUACCACUUCAUCCUGGAGAAGGCGAAAGAGCACCGUCUCACCUUCCGCCCGCAGCGGAUCCGCGACAUGCUGGACGCCUUUAUCCGGACAAUCGAUCACCAGCAGGGCACUGGGCUCAGCCCGCAGUACGUCGAGGCCAGUCUUACCGACAUCUUCGGGGCCAGUCAGGACACCCUGUCCACAGCCCUGCACUGGCUGAUCCUGCUCAUGGUAUCGAAGCCCGAGGUGCAGAGGAAGAUCCAAGAGGAGGUGGACCGGGUGGUGGGGAGGGAGCGCAUCCCUACCAUCCAGGACGAGCCACGUCUGCCCUACCUGGUGGCUUUUCUGUACGAGUCCCUGCGCUUCAGCAGUUUCGUGGCGCUCACCAUCCCUCACUCCACCACCAAGGACACGCUGCUCCACGGAUACCACAUCCCCAAGGACACGGUAGUUUUCGUCAACCAGUGGUCCGUCAACCAUGACCCCCAGAAGUGGCCGGAGCCGGAGCUCUUCGAUCCCACCAGGUUCCUGAACGAGGAUGGGAGCGUGAACAAGGACCUGACAAGCAGGGUGAUGAUCUUCUCCCUGGGCAAGAGAAGGUGCAUCGGCGAGGAGCUGUCGAAGAUGCAUCUCUUCCUCAGUAUCGCCUUGCUGACCCAUCAGUGCACCUUCAGCGCCAACCCCAAAGAGAAGCUGAUGCUGGACUUUACGUACGGCUUGACCUUAAAACCCAAGCCCUUCACCAUCAACGUGACCCUGCGGGACACAAUGGAACAUCUACAGGCGGCCGUGCAGAGAAUGGAACAAGCGGAGGACAAGCAAUGGCGAGUCACAACUAACCCUUUAUUUUGAAAACAUAACGUGAUUCUAAAGUAAGAAAUCUUGUCCGCGGUACUUGACACCUCUUCCGGUCGCUGGUUUUGGAUACUGGAGCGAAUCCAACCCACGGCGGAGAUCAGGCUGAAAUUCAGUUAUUUCUUUCCAGCCGGGUGUACGACGGAACUGACAGAAGCAUUCUGAGUGCAGGUUUAAAAAUGGAAAUUAUGUAGAAAUUAGUUUUGAUAAGUGUGUAUGUCACUGGCCCACUCUCAAUCCGAUUGACAAUACACUCUUUCCCAGCCUAACCGGGUGUUACCGAUAUUGGCUUGCCUGCCCCAGAGUUAUUAAUUUGAAAAAAAAGGCUCUGAACUUUCGAACGGCAGUGUUUGAGACUUGAUCAGAUAAUAACAGGCGCUGGACUCGGCAAAUGAUUGUGCAGGGGAACGUACUGCGGUACCUGUGUUGACAGGUAACUGGGUCUUUUUUUUGGGGGGGGGCAAUAUGACAAAUGGAGUGGUUACUACAAAUAUUCGUGGAGAGCAAUCUACACUGCCAGGACUGGAACAUUUCGCCUUCCUUCGUUACCCACAGCCGGUCUAACUCAAUUAUAUCGCUCCCGUGCUCCCUGGAAACGGUAGAGGAGCUAGACGCUGAAAUUGUAUCUGGCGUUGUGAUUGGGUUAAUUAGUGCCUCGGGGACAUCCCGUAUUUGUGCUGAGACGAGCCAUUUAUCUCGCACUGGCCUUACAGCAACUGGCUGGAGAGAUCCCGUCUUCACUUUCCAGAAGUUCUGCACUUUAUUUCAGGUUAAAAAAACCAGGAUUUCCAUAAGUUAAACAAUGAUUCCGAUAUAUCACUAUAUUUAGUCUCGAAAGUAUGUGAUUAAUCCUGUUCUGUGAGCCUGUAACGGCAGAGACAAAAGGGCAGGAAGAAGUCGGCUGGUGGUUCUGACAAGAGUAUCUGCGGAAACCUGUCACGCAGUCUCUCUAGCUGCAAGCACGCCAUAAGCUUUAUACUGUAGCUGGAAAAGGGAACUCUGUUGAUCUUCUAUAGACCUGUAAGCUCUAAUCGUUCGAAAUCAGUGUUAUAGAACUCUCUAAAGUUUUAGCGGAGAACUUGCCUCUAAGUUAUAAUUCAUUUGAUUACACACAGGCUUUAAAUGGUCAAUAAUCUGACCGGAAAAUACAUCUUAAGGCGUUACCUCUCGCUCUCUCUCUCUGCCUCUCUGUGUGUGUGUGUCUCUCUCUCUCUCUCUCUGUCUCUCUCUCUCUGUCUCUGAAUUUAAUCCAAUUCAUAUUGUUAUAAAUUCAACAAUUAAGCAAAACCUGUGGACUUGGAUUAGUGGUAAACAAAUGCCACAUGGUUAUCUUCACUAGAAUCACUGAUUGAUGUCAUCUCAGCUAUCCAGAGUUCAUGACAACUAAUACAAAUAGUUUUUAAUCAAUUUUUUUUAUGUCAUUUGGUAUAUGUUAGUAAGAUGUCAAUUGUCAGUCAGGAAACUGGAAGCAUUGAAUAGGAUAAUGAUGACGGCAUCCUGAAUUUUAUGAAACAAAAUCACUAAUUAAAGUAAAAUUGCAUCAGAAUAGCUGAGGACAAAACCACAAACUUUAUUUUAUUUGGCCUAUUAGAAGCCUGUUUGGUUGAUCAGAAUCAACAAAAAUCUUUGACCUAAUCAAACUUAAUACUGUAUGCCAUCUGAAAUAUAGUCAUAUUAAAAUGGAAUAAAUUUGCUGGCACAGUCAAGGUACAGUACAACACUCUAAGGGGUUCCCUCUCCAUCUCCCUCUCUUUUUCUGUCUGUCUGAUCUGCAAAAAGGAGAGAAAGACCAAGUUGCUUGUUGUCCUGACAGACAAACUGUAGUGAUGCAGUCAUCAGCCUCCACCUAAUUUUGAUGGGGGCAGUGGGAUGGGGAAAUAUUCAGUGUUGAUUAGAAUCUAUUGGCUUAUCAGAAAGUACAUGCACGUGGAUGUCAGACGAUGUUGGGGGGAGGAUUGCCGACCAUGUCUUCCCUAUUCCCAACCACCCACCCCACCAGUUUGAAUGACUGAAAAUCCCAAAUUAGCCUCAAAGACAAGAAAGGGUAAGUUUGUUCCACCUACUGUGAAACAGUUCUUCAGAUAUGAAUUCAUUACCCUCCAAUAGUCAGUGGAUUUGGAAGAAAAAAAGGAAAGGGGUGGGUUUCUGGACUGUAUGUACAUGUGUAAGAAGGGCACUGGUUAGUGUGUUAGAAUCCAUAUUAAUUAUGCUUAGAGGAAGGAGUGAACAUUAAGCCUUUAUUGCACAGGUAAGCAAAAACAAAUUGCAAACCUUUUCCCAACAACAUUUACAGAUUGCAGUUAAAUAAAUUCCACUCAGUAAAAUAAUCCACUUUUAGGAAACACUAUAUUAUGCACAUACUGUGUAAACAUCAUUAAUAACUUUCUCCAUGUACCUUGUUUAAUUAAUGCACAUUAAUUUCUGUUCUGAGAGAAAUGGCUUAGCUGCAAGAAGCUAGAUCUAGUUGCAGAUUAAACUUUAUAAGUGAAUUUUGACAGUGUCGUUUUUUUGACAUGCCUUUCCCUGUCAUAUAAAGCUCUAUUGCUUCAUGUCUAGAUGUGUGCCUCACCAGUCACCACUUACACUUGCAUUGUUGGAAGGAUCAAUGAUUACAGAUUAUUGUUCGUUUGCUUCACCCCUAAAUAUCAUAUUUGCAGAUGCCAUAUUUAUUAGCAUAAGUAAAGCAGAAAAUGAAAAUAAUAUUAAGGUUGAAUUAGUAAAUAUUACUUUUGAAGUGUUAAAAAUCAGGUAGCUUGUCAAGUGAUUGCUACAUGGUCUCUGCAGUUAUUGAACAACCUUUUCUAAUUGAUUAUUCUCAUAAUUUCAGAAUAUUCGCAUGUCAAAGCAACAGCAACAUAGCUACUUGCAGAUGUGUGAUUAUAAUAUCUGUCGUAACAAGUUUCCUGUAUGUCAAAUAAGAGAUAUUAAAAUGAUAAUUUAUCUUUGGGAAACUAGGCAGUUCAUGAGAGAUUAGAGGAGGUGCAAGUGUUUGCAGUGUGUGCACAAGCAGCUCAGGGCAAGCACACGGUUUGAUGAAAAUUCUUGCCAAAUGACCUUUCAGAACCUUUCAAACCAUUACUGCCUGUCAAACCACACUGCUGACAACUAUACCCUGAAGAUGAGUACUGUUAUUUCCCUGAACAUACAGAAAUCUCAGGUGUCUGCCAUUUCUGUGGACUCCUCAGACUUAGUCUGUAUCUGUGAAUUGAUGUCAGAUAGGGAUAAGUUAUUUUCUUACAUAUGUGUUGAUCAAAACAAGUUUAUACUCCAUUCUUUUGUCCCUACUGAUUUUAAAUCUGAUUGAUCUUUCAGACAAAAUAGGAAAUAUAAUUAUAUAUUUAUGUAUGAGAAAACACAUAUAAUAAAUCAUAUUUAAGAUAUGUAUUUUCAUAUUGUCUUAUAAGCUUUAACACAUUUAGAAGGAUGCUAUUCCUUUUAUUUUCAAUAUCAACAAUUUAACUUGCAUUAUCAGCAUUUUUGUCCCUUGAUUAUAUGUGUAUAUCAUAAAAUACCUAUUGUAAUCAAAGCCUGUGAUUGUUAAAAACACUGUAAAAGAUAAAGAAUUUUAUAAAUUGAAACUUUCCUGUUCCUACUUUAAAUUUUAACCAAUUUAUGCAUAUUUCAAAUGUAUUCAGUAUACCUGCAAAUUAUGAAUUGUGUAUUUUGAAAAACCAGACUAGUGCACUUUGAAUAUGUUGUAAUUAAAGUAGCAAAUCAGUACUGA